Lonchura striata (white-rumped munia) is the source of this 2278-nucleotide messenger RNA. RefSeq names its product ankyrin repeat family A member 2 (gene ANKRA2). Lineage: Eukaryota; Metazoa; Chordata; Aves; Passeriformes; Estrildidae. Gene Ontology annotation, cellular component: nucleus. The record is from RefSeq and is a predicted model, not a curated record. Gene Ontology annotation, molecular function: protein binding. Gene Ontology annotation, biological process: regulation of gene expression.
GCGGCGGGGCCGCACUUGCACUUACUUCCGGCGGCGGCGGAGCGGCGGCCCGGCCUCGCCUCACGGAGCGGCUCCCGGGAGAGCGGCGCGCAGCUUCCCACAGACUUCCCGCGGCACCGUGAGCAAGCCACGGUUGCAGUUUGUCCAGAAAUUUUGGCUUGGCUGACCAGAAUUGCUCCUGCUGGAAACAAUGAAGCAUCUUUUUGCCUGAAGCUUGUACAGGACUGUUAUCAUGGCAUCUUCAACAAACUUAGAUGUCGGGGCCCAGUUAAUUGUGGAAGAAUGUACCACCAGCUACAGCCUUCCACCCAUGCCAGACAUUAAAGUGGAGCAUCAGCUUGACACCAGCACAGAGGAAGGCCCAGCUCAGAGUGUCACCAUGGGGAUGAAAUUCAUUUUGCCCAAUAGAUUUGACAUGAAUGUCUGCUCACGAUUUGUGAAGUCUUUGAAUGAGGAAGACAGUAAAAAUAUUCAAGAUCAAGUCAACUCUGACCUUGAAGUUGCAUCUGUCUUAUUUAAAGCUGAAUGCAACAGCCACGCUUCUCCUUCCCCUGGUAUCCAAGUAAGACAUGUUUAUACUCCAUCAACUACUAAGCAUUUCUCACCAAUAAAACAAUCAACUACACUAACUAACAAACACAGGGGAAAUGAAGUCUCUACAACACCUCUACUUGUAAACUCUUUAUCAGUUCAUCAGCUGGCUGCUCAGGGAGAAAUGUUAUAUCUGGCCACACGUAUUGAACAAGAAAAUUUAAUCAAUCAUAAGGAUGAAGAAGGAUUUACUCCUCUGAUGUGGGCUGCAGCUCAUGGGCAGAUAGCAGUAGUGGAAUUUCUCCUCCAGAAUGGUGCAGAUCCUCAGAUUCUGGGGAAGGGGCGAGAAAGUGCCCUCUCACUGGCCUGCAGUAAAGGAUACACUGAUAUUGUCAAAAUGCUGCUCGACUGUGGAGUUGAUGUCAAUGAGUAUGACUGGAAUGGAGGGACACCCUUGCUAUAUGCAGUACAUGGGAACCAUGUGAAAUGUGUAAAAAUUCUUCUCGAAAGUGGUGCUGAUCCAACUGUUGAGACAGAUGCUGGCUAUAAUUCCAUGGAUUUGGCUGUAGCCUUGGGCUAUCGGAGUGGUGAGUAUUGCAAAUGUAAACCCUUUGAAAAAAUAGUAAUUUUUGCAGCUCCUCAUCUGUGUAGCUGCUGGAGUGGCCUAGUAGAGGUUUUGCAGCUCUUAACAUAUUACCUGUCCUACAAGUCUUAAUAAUCCUAAAUGCAUCAGGCCAAAAUGGGUAGGGGCUUCCACUCUUCUUUCAGAAAGUCAGGUACUUAGUAAGAAAAUGUCCCUGACCGGCACUGUAUCACUGGACACAAAUAAUGGUGUAUAGGGCUGAUGCAGCCAUGACUCAGAUAAGGCCUGAGCCUGUCACUCUACUUGACUGGCAUGAUGUUAUGUAGUUUGCUAAACGCUGUUCACUCAGAUCAGCUCUAGCUCUAGUUUUUCUUGGAGGCAGGCAGUUAUCAGUGAAUUAUACUAUCUGGCUUGGUGUGGAAACCAGAAGCAAAGAAGAGCAAAAAACCAACAAGGUUUUUUCCCUCAUUGCUGGUGUCAUUUUGAAAGCUGUGAAAUGUCUGCCAUUACAGAAAUGAAUGGAAUCCAAAAGUAAGCCCAGAAAUCUAUGUGUAGCUUCUCCGAGUACAGCCUUGUCCUUAUGAAUGAGCCAGUGCCAUGGUUUAACCAGGAGAGUUGAGCCCCAUCAUGCUCAGUUUAUGUGGUUACUUGGGAAGACAAAUGACAUCACCACAAAUGUCCCCUCCUUUCCUUCUUCUUUCCCCCAAGCUAUACACUGAGCAUGGUGUCACAUGGUCUGGAACAUCCCUUUGCUCAGCUGGGGUCACCUGUCCUGGCUCUGUCUCCUCCCAACCUGCCAAGCACCCCCAAUCCCCUCCCCAGUGUAGCAGUACCAAAAGCAGAAAAGGCCUUGGCUCUGUGCAAGCUCUGCUCAGCAAUAACAAAAACAUCUCUGUAUUAUCAACUCUGUGUUCAGCACAAAUCCAAAACACAGCCCCAUAGCAGCCACUGAGAAGAAAAUUAACUCUACCCCAGCUGAAACCAGCACAGCACAACUUCACAGGCCUUUACAUAGAAGACUGCUUCAAGAGCUCAAUCUUCCAAGUGUUUCAGAGAACUUUCUCAUAAAGGUUUUCGCCUAUUUUCUCUUUGUAGGCUAAGAAUUUCCUUUUCAUGUGCUAUCAGUCUAUUCAAAUAAAAAAAAAUUAUGAUGACCCCCAAAAA